This is a messenger RNA of Arctia plantaginis, 456 nucleotides long. Lineage: Eukaryota; Metazoa; Arthropoda; Insecta; Lepidoptera; Erebidae. The record is from the annotation of a GenBank genome assembly.
AUGAAGGCCACAUACUUAAUUCUUCUACUGGUUGUAAUACUUAGUGCCUUCUCUGAGGCGCAGACUUCAAUACCUGAGAAGUCUACCACAAAAAACGAGAAUACAGCAGUGCCUGAGAAGUCUACCACAAGAAACGAGAAUACCGCACUGCCUGAGAAGUCUACCACAAAAAACGAGAAUACCGCACUGCCUGAGAAGUCUACCACAAAAAACGAGAAUACCGCACUGCCUGAGAAGCCUACCACAAAAAACGAGAAUACCGCACUGCCUGAGAAGCCUACCACAAAAAACGAGAAUACCGCACUGCCUACUACAAUAAAGCCACAAAAUAGCGCAACUGAGGAAAAAUCAAGCGGUGACUCGAAUCUUCUUUCAGUUGUCAAAGAUCUCAUGCCAUGUCCACCUGGGAAUAAAUUACUCGAUGGUUUAUGCCUACCAGAUCUCAUAGGUAUUUAG